UUUUACUCUAACACUCCGUUCACUCCCAUUCCGGCACUCCCACGGCAGCUCGCGUGAGUGAUGGCCGCCGGAGACGAGGCUGGGAGCGACUCCGGCAGCGACGGCGCGGGGCCUGGCCAGGCGCCCUCGAGGAGACGACUCAAGAUCUGAUGUCGUUUGCCAAGAAGCUGCAGACACACCGUCCACAAUCAUGGUCAGCCCUGCCAUCAGAUCUUGCUGGUCUGGUCCUUCGUCGCCUCCCUUCCCAUGCCGACCAUGUGCGCUUCGCUGAUGUAUGUCACCAUUGGCGCUUCUCCAGACAAGAGCAUUGCCUGCCCCCACCUUUACCAUGGCUUGCAUUCCCUGAUGGAACCUUCUUCGGCCUUCCCUGUCGAGAAGGGGCAAAAGAGUCCUUCAAGCUCCACAGCAGUGCCAACUAUUGCAUCUCCUGCGGUGACUGGCUUGCCUUCGCACAAAAUGGCACCUGUUUCCUAAUGGACCCCUUCUCCGAGAUCACCUUGACGCUUCCUAACCUAUCUUCUUUCUGUCUUGUGGAUGAGCCUGUUGGAAUUAUUAAUGGUCGUGAUGUCCUGGAUGAAGACAUGUCUGGUUCUCUGCUACAGAUGGAUACUGCGAUAUCUCUGCGCAAGGUAAUCAGGUGCUCGGAACUCGUUGUUGCUGCCAUCGUUGAAAUUGGGCCUCUUCGCACUGUUGCGUACUGCCAACCGGGUUCAACCUCAUGGUUGGUGAGUGAACUUGGCAGCAUAGGGUCGGUCAUAGAUAUGAUGUUUUAUGAAGGUAUGUUGUAUGUCAUUGACGAGUUCAACGACCUUUUGGCAAUCAAUGUCAGAGAGGACAAUGAUAAUGGCAAGUUAAGGGUAUCUUGGAUCGAGCGUCUACUUGAUGGUGCCCCCUGUGUCUUAAAGUUGAUCCAAGGUGGCAUCUCUUACUUCGAGUCGUAUCUAGUUGAAUCUCAUGGUGCACUACUGCUGGUACAGAGAACAAUAUUUGGUGAAUGUGAUAAUAACACGAUUGGUGGUAUCAAGCCAGUAGGGAUUGAAUUUGAGGUGUGUCAGUCAGACUUCCAGUCUCGAAGUUGGGAGAAGGUGAGCAGUGUUGGGGGUGACCAGACAUUGUUCGUCAGCCAAAGUUCAUCCCAAUCUGUUGACGUGUCUCAGUACAAGCUGAAGGGGGAUUGCAUCUACUUCCUGGAUGAUGGCAGCUGUGACUGGUUCUGGAAGGAUGCGCCAAGUUCUUGUGCCGUAUAUGACAUGCGAGAUGGAAACUGUUUCUUCAUACCACUGCCGACAGUAGCAUGCAAGGACGUCAAAAUGCUAGCGGCGUGGCUUUUCCCUCAGAACUGAGAUAGAUAUUUU
Messenger RNA from Triticum aestivum (bread wheat), 1355 nucleotides. RefSeq lists its product as uncharacterized. The record is from RefSeq and is a predicted model, not a curated record. The coding region runs from base 150 to 1343 and encodes 397 amino acids. Gene Ontology annotation, molecular function: protein binding. The transcript has 3 exons. NCBI's taxonomy places the organism in Eukaryota, Viridiplantae, Streptophyta, Magnoliopsida, Poales, Poaceae.